Messenger RNA from Amoebophrya sp. A25, 822 nucleotides. Lineage: Eukaryota; Dinophyceae; Syndiniales; Amoebophryaceae. The record is from the annotation of a GenBank genome assembly.
UGAUUCCUUAUUUUUUGUUUUCUUUUGUCUCGGCUGCUAUUCGCCCUGAUAAUUGUUCAUAGCAUGGGAUAGUGUCAAGAGGCCGAAGAUGGCGAAGAUUGCAUGCUACAUCACCGGGGAAGGAAAAUAGUGGUUUGCUGUCAUCCUUGAGGGAAAAUAUAUUCAUUGAUUAUUUUAGUAAUCGUAUCAUCAAUAAAAAUAUGAUUAUACAAGUGUAUAGGCUUCUUGUAGUAGUGGCGCAUGCUUCAUCUCGGACGUUGGCAACCGCGACCGUAUAUGAUUUGUCAUUGCCCGAUCAAGUUGAUGACCGCAGCAAAAAUUUUAGAGUACUUUUCCAUAUACAAUAAGACCAGUUCUUGGUCUUGUUCUUAUUUCUUCACAUGGAUGACUAAGGCAUGUUAAUAUAGCAAUGUACCUAAAGUGGCUUCAUCAAUGAAUAUCAACGCAUAUGAUAGAUGAUGAUAGAUUUUUCGCGUCUCGCGGUAGGAGGGUCAUUUCGACGAUAAUGGAUGCUUCCUCGGCUCCAGAAAGCCGUUUGCAACGACAAGAAACUGCGCAUGAACCUGGAGCCAGGCACCAAGCAGGCGUGUUUUCAUCUUAUAUAUAAUAAAUAAACAUACCGAUGAAUAUCAACAUCGUAUAAAAUAUAUGAGACGGUGUUGAUGAAGUACUGGAAGUUAACGAUUCUGAAGGUGAAGCUGUAGCUGAUAAUGGUCGUCCGCAAUGCUGAGGGGUGUGGUCAGGGUACGAUGGCCAUGAGCAAAGGAAAAGCGACUUGAUUGAGGGCUCGUGACUUCGUCGGGCCGAAGCGUAGAAUCCGAU